Chionomys nivalis (European snow vole) is the source of this 4157-nucleotide messenger RNA. RefSeq names its product WD repeat and HMG-box DNA binding protein 1 (gene Wdhd1). Gene Ontology annotation, cellular component: nuclear replication fork. Gene Ontology annotation, molecular function: protein binding; chromatin binding. The coding region runs from base 205 to 3570 and encodes 1121 amino acids. NCBI's taxonomy places the organism in Eukaryota, Metazoa, Chordata, Mammalia, Rodentia, Cricetidae. Gene Ontology annotation, biological process: DNA repair; mitotic cell cycle; DNA-templated DNA replication. The transcript has 25 exons. The record is from RefSeq and is a predicted model, not a curated record.
CAGCCCCGAAGCUGUUGCACCCCGCUGCUGCUUGCUCGCGUUGCCUGAGCCUGCAGAGGAGAAGCUUGUCACCUCCCCGGCGGGUUGUGCGACAGACUCUCCGUCGUGACGUCCCGUUGCUCCUCGGGUGAGAGAAAUAGGACUGCGUGGAACGCACGAAAAUACCAGUUCUUACAAAAACUGUUCAGGUAGGCGAAGGGAAAGAUGCCGGCCACACAGAAGCCCAUGAGGUACGGACACACGGAAGGACACACCGACGUCUGUUUUGAUGAUUCUGGAAGUUUCAUUGUGACCUGUGGAAGUGAUGGUGAUGUGAGGAUGUGGGAAGAUUUGGACGAUGAUGAUCCCAAGUCUAUUAAUGUUGGAGAAAAGGCAUUUUCAUGUGCCUUGAAGAACGGGAAGUUGGUCACGGCAGUCUCUAACAAUACUGUCCAAGUCUACACGUUCCCUGAAGGACUUCCGGAUGGCAUAUUAACACGUUUCACGACAAAUGCAAACCACGUGGUCUUCAAUAGAGACGGCACUAAAAUUGCUGCUGGGUCCAGUGAUUUUCUGGUCAAAGUUGUGGACGUGAUGGAUAACAGCCAGCAGCAAGCAUUUAGAGGACACGAUGCCCCUGUUUUAAGUCUGUCUUUUGAUCCUAAAGAUAUCUUUCUGGCAUCAUCUAGUUGUGAUGGAACUGUCAGAGUAUGGAAUGUUUCUGAUCAGACAUGUGCUAUUAGUUGGCCAGUCCUACAAAAGUGCAAUGAUGUUGUGAAUGCCAGGUCCAUCUGCAGACUCGCGUGGCAGCCCGGAGCCGGGAAAUUAUUAGCAGUUCCUGUGGAAAAAUCUGUGAAGCUGUACAAAAGAGAAACUUGGACUAAUCCAUUUGAUCUUUCAGAUAGUUCUAUCUCUCAGACACUCAAUAUAGUUACCUGGUCUCCCUGUGGGCAGUAUUUGGCUGCAGGUACUAUUAAUGGCUUAAUUGUAGUUUGGAAUGUGGAAACCAAAGACUGCAUGGAAAGGGUGAAACACGAGAAAGGUUAUGCGGUUUGUGGCCUGGCCUGGCAUCCUACUUGUGGUCGAAUCUGUUACACUGAUGUGGAAGGGAACCUUGGGAUCCUGGAGAAUGUUUGCGACCUCAGUGGCAAGAUGUCGAGCAGUAAGGUGUCUAGUAGAGUGGAAAAGGAUUACAAUGAUCUUUUUGACGGAGAUGAUACAAGUAGCGCUGGCGAUUUUCUAAAUGACAAUGCGGUUGAGAUGCCUUCUUUUCCAAAAGGAAUUAUAAAUGAUGAGGAUGAGGACGAUGACCUCAUGCUGGCUGCGGAUCGUCUCAGACGGAGAAGUCAUGUCCUGGGAGAUGAUGAAAACUCAGCUGAUGCUACAAUGCUAAACACUGGUCUUCUUAAAGAGGAAGGGGAAGAUGACCAGGCAGGCAGUAUUCAUAAUCUUCCCCUUACAAAAUCCCAAAGGCCAUUCUAUGAUGGACCCAUGCCAACACCUCGACAGAAGCCAUUCCAGCCCAGUUCUACACCCUUGCAUCUCUCUCACAGAUUCAUGGUGUGGAACUCUGUUGGGAUUAUUCGUUGCUAUAACGAUGAUCAGGACAGUGCCAUAGAUGUGGAAUUCCACGACACCUCCAUCCAUCAUGCAACACACCUAUCGAACGCUUUCAACUACACAAUGGGAACUCUUUCCCAUGAAGCUGUUCUGUUGGCAUGUGAAAGCACUGACGAAUUAGCAAGCAAGCUUCAUUGCCUGCACUUCAGUUCUUGGGAUUCAAGCAAGGAGUGGAUAGUAGAUAUGCCUCAGAGUGAAGAUAUUGAAGCCAUAUGUCUUGGUCAAGGGUGGGCUGCUGCUGCUACUACUGCCUUGCUCCUUCGAUUGUUUACUAUUGGAGGCGUUCAGAAAGAAAUCUUCUGCCUUCCCGGACCCGUGGUGUCAAUGGCAGGACACGGAGAACAGCUUUGCAUUGUUUACCAUAGAGGUACAGGGUUUGAUGGAGAUCAGUGUCUUGGAGUUCAGCUGCUAGAGUUGGGGCAAAAGAAAAAACAGGUUCUGCAUGGCGACCCUCUUCCUCUUACAAGGAAGUCCUACCUUGCGUGGCUGGGGUUUUCUGCUGAAGGUACCCCCUGUUACGUGGAUUCCGAAGGCUGUGUUCGAAUGCUUAACAGAGGGCUUGGGAACACGUGGACUCCUGUCUGUAACAUACGAGAGCACUGCAAAGGGAAAUCUGAUCACUACUGGGUGGUUGGGAUCCAUGAGAAUCCCCAGCAGCUGAGGUGCAUCCCUUGUAAAGGUUCUCGGUUCCCUCCCACCCUUCCACGUCCCGCCGUGGCCAUAUUGUCCUUUAAGCUUCCUUACUGUCAGAGUGCCACAGAGAAAGGCCAAAUGGAGGAACAGUUUUGGCAUUCGGUCCUGUUUCACAACUACCUUGAUUACUUGGCUAAAAACGGCUAUGAGUAUGAAGAGGGCACUAAAAAUCAGGCGGUAAAAGAGCAGCAAGAACUUCUGAUGAAAAUGCUUGCGCUUUCUUGUAAACUGGAACGAGAAUUUCGCUGUGUGGAACUGGCCAGUCUAAUGACUCAAAAUGCUGUGAACUUAGCCAUUAAGUAUGCUUCUCGCUCUCGGAAAUUAAUAUUGGCUCAAAAACUUAGUGAGCUCGCUGCAGAGAAGGCAGCUGAGUUGGCAGAAACCCAGACGGAAGAAGAGAAAGAAGAGGAUUUCAGAAAGAAACUGAAUGCUGGUUACAGUCAUGCCACUACAGAAUGGGGUCAGCCACGGGCCAGAAAUCAAGUUGAAGAAGACACUGAAGAAAGAGAAGAGACUGUUCCAGAAGAAAGGCCGGAGCCACACAACCAUGGACAGAACUUAUUCCAAAGUGCAAAUUCACCUGAUAUGCCAGCUCUUAAAUCAGGUGCAGUUUUCUCUAGCAGCCAAGGACGGGUAAACCCCUUCAAGGUGCUAGUCAAUUCCAAAGAGCCAGCUGUAUCAGUGAAUUCAACACGUUCAACUAAUAUUUUAGACAAUAUGAACAAAUCAUCCAGGAAGCCCAUCCCUCUCAAUCGAGCAGCAAAUAAUGAAAAAUCUCCAGUUAUAAAGCCUCUUGUGCCCAAACCAAAGUCUAAGCAGGCAUCUGCAGCUUCCUAUUUCCAGAAAAGAGCUUCACAGGGCGAUAAGACUGAGGAAGUAAAAGAAAAUCCUAAAAAUGUAUCAUCUGAAACUCCAGCUGCAUGCCCUCAAAACUCUGAAAACCAAAGGCCAAAGACCGGGUUCCAGAUGUGGCUGGAAGAAAACAGAAGUCAUAUUUUGUGUGACAACCCUGACUUUUCAGAUGAAGCAGACAUAAUAAAAGAGGGAAUGAUUCGAUUUAGAGUAUUGUCUGCUGAAGAGAGGAAGGCAUGGACCAACAAGGCUAAGGGAGAGCUUGCCAGUGAUGGAGCUGAAGCGAAGAAGCGAAAACGUGAGAUCUGCGAGGCAGAAAACCAGGAGGAAGCAGCCAAGGAGAAUCUGGAUCUGUCUAAAAAGCAAAAAGCAUUAGAUCUUUCUGCCAACCAGAAACUGUCAGCUUUUGCAUUCAAGCAGGAAUAAGGAAUGGAAGAGUCAGGAAAUACUCAAACUUGGCUCUGGCUUUUGAUGGACCCUGGACUUGUUUAGUCUUCAGGGAACAUGUUAUUAUACUCCUGUGUGUCUAGAGACAGUGCAGUGGGCGGGGUUCAGCUCGGAGGUGGAGUGCUUGCCUAGCAGGCGCAAGGCCCUGAGUUCCAUUCUUAGUGCCGCAAAAACCAAACGGUAAAGAGCGUAAGAGCUGUCUGUGUAGAUCACUUGCCUUCCCCAGACAGAAAUGUCAUGAUUGCAGUUACUGCCAGGGAUGCCAUCAUGUCCUCGGGCAAGCCAUUUUUACUGUUUCUUUAAAAAUCAUUAAAAGUCUCCAUCUUAAGACCUCUGCGCAUUACAGAACCUUCUAGGGUUUCUUUCCUCCAUUAUGUUUCGUAGUAGAAAUGCCAUGGUCAUCAGCUUCCCAAGUGAGUUAUUAUGGAUUACUUUCUUGUCAGCCUUACCCUCGGGACUGUGGCUUUUUAUAUGGGCCCCAAAAGUGUAAAUAAUUUGUAAAUGAGGUAUGUUAUUUUGUAUGCCUGGGAACUUUUUUAAUGUAUGGCUUUCUGUUGUUUGUACAG